Messenger RNA from Prorocentrum cordatum, 1443 nucleotides. The record is from the annotation of a GenBank genome assembly. NCBI's taxonomy places the organism in Eukaryota, Dinophyceae, Prorocentrales, Prorocentraceae.
UACGCCUUCGCCUCCACCUUCGCGCAGACCGCCGGGGCCUGGCGCCCCGGCGCCCCCGCGGCGGGCACCGGCGGGGCGCCCUUCGGCCCAGGGGGCCAGGCGGCCUCCGACUCCGACUCCGACUCCGGCGCGGAGGGCGGGGCCGAGGGGCCGACCCUUGCCUCCACGCAGGUGCUCCGGCAGACCGCGGCCGUUACGUCGAAGAUCGACUGCGAGCUGCAGCAGGCGCAGGAUCUCCUGGAAAAGUUCGAAAUGGCGCUGGACCAGGACGAGGAGGCGAUGGAGCAGCGGCGGGGGCGCGUGCAGGCACUCAGGGAGGCGAAGGACGCCAGCGCCAGGGCGCAGGCCGAGGCGGAGGCGCACGCGGCCAAGGAGGCCGAGGCAGAAAGUGCGGCGCGGAAGUCGAAGCGGCGGGCCGAGAAGGCGGCGCGGAAGGCGGCGCCCGCGGCCCGCGAGCCACCCCCCGGCGGCGCGCCGAGAGGGACCGCCUACGAGUCGAUGCCUCUGUCGUGGACGGCCGGGGCCGUCCCCGGGGGCCGCCCCGCCGCGAUGCCGGGGCUGCGGGACGUCCUCCGCCUGCACGCCGCCGUGGCGGCCCUCUGCGGCGCCGUGGCCGUGGCGCGGCCCGCGCUUUGCAGGGCGGCCUUCCCGCAGCCGACGUCCAGCCAGACGCUCGCCUUCGCCGCGCAGAUGUGGAGCAUCCUCGUACUGGCGCAGGUGCCUCUGCUGGGUGCGCUCCGCAAGGUCCGCGACAGGGCCCUCCUGCGGCGCGCCUCGGCGGCCUAUGGCCUGACCUAUGCCGCGACGGCGGCCGUGGCUUGCCACGCGGAGCUGGUGGUGAGGGUGGCGGCCGCGGAGGUGCUGCUGUCGCCCAUGUGGCUUGCCAUGGGCCUGGCCUACGGCGCCCUCGCGGCGAACGGCUCCGAGAGCACGUUCGGGGUCUCGUCGCCCUUCGAUUCUCCUACUUCCACACGGUGCUGUCCGCUGCCGUGGGCGGGGUCGGCGUCGUGGCGCCGAGGGAGCUCAACUACGAGAUGCUGCGCGCGCCUCGGCCGGGGCUCGAGUCUUCGGCCCGCCCGCCGUCGCCUCCAUCGGCGGGGGCCGGCCGUACUACGGCGUCCUCGUUUGCGGCAUGGGCUUCUUGGCCUUCCAGCUGUCCGCGCCCGCCGCGGCCCCGGCGUGGCCCUGGGCCCGGCGAGCGCUGGCGGUCGCAUGGGCUGCGAGUGCUGCGUCGCUCGGCGCCGCCGUGCGCGCCGGCACGGCCAGGGGCGCGGGGGGCCUGGAGGAGUCGCUGCCAGGCCUGGCCUGCGCCUGCUGGCUGGUGCUGUGCGCGGCCAUGGCGCUGCUCUACGCCACCGCGCACACUCCGGCGGACGCCGCCGCGAAGCGGCAGUGAGCCCCGCGGCGGGCGACGAGCGCGGCGGGCCUGCGCGGGGCGCCCGC